Molecule: messenger RNA, 1181 nt
Organism: Papilio polytes (common Mormon)
Lineage: Eukaryota; Metazoa; Arthropoda; Insecta; Lepidoptera; Papilionidae
Gene: Fcp3C
Product: follicle cell protein 3C-1
Exons: 3
Coding region: 557-1048 (163 amino acids)
Source: RefSeq, a predicted model, not a curated record
GUAGUUUUUGUAUUUCAUCGUAAAACAAGGAAUAAAGAGGCACUUUGAUUACUAAGCCAAUAGCAAAACGUUUUAUAACCGAGAUAAUUUAAAUAAAAAAUCUCAGAAGAAGCUACAUUAUUAAUCACGUCAAGUUUCAACUAAGUUAAUCGAAAAGAUCACGAUUUAAAGAUAAGAUAACAAACGACAAUGUUAAAUAUUCGCCUGCUUUUGUUAAUUCGAUCUCUUAUCUAAUAACUUUCUCGAUAAUGACUCGCGAUCACGUACGAAACUUUUCACCUCAGUUGCACAAACUCACGUCCAUUUAUCUGAAUCUGCAUUUUUACGUCUAAGAUCAACAAACGCCUGUUCAUUAUAUAUUGUUACUUGAAGACGCUAAAAUCAUUAAAUGUUGAUAAGUCAUACAGGUGAUAUCUAACUGAAAAAUAUAAUAGCUUUAAGCUAGCUUGGAUUAUACCUACCGUAAGUUAUUGAUGUUUUAAUUAGAAAAAUCUAUUAAAAGUCUAUUUAGUACUUCUUUUAAUACUGUUUAUGUUUCAGGUUACAUUUUCAUAAGAUGGGUAACCUUAGUAAAUGGGUGAUAAUAUUUGUAAGCAUCAGCUUAGCUGUGUCAACCGAGGGCUGGAGGAAACUGAAGCGAAGCCAGGACCAGAGCGUUAGAGCAACUGAAGAACAAUAUGACGAGGAUCCAGGCGAACUGGAGCCGUGUCAGUGCGGCGUGUUCAUGUCCCUCCAGGUGGGGGUGCGGGAGGGGCGGCGGGGGCGACCGCGGGGUCCGCCGACCGGGGAGCCGGUGGUAACGUACGACACGGACGAGCCGAGCCUGCCCUGCAGCAGUGGACACAAGCAUUGCAUCAGCAAAUGUCUUGAUGUGAUAUUAAAAUACUUACCGAAAGCCGGUCCUGUGAUAUGCGGUGCCGUAGAGAGAGAUGUUCACAGAGAGAAGGCUUUUCUUUUCAUCAAGAAUUGCGGCGACGAAUGGAUACCGACCCAUUUCUCCGCUGGGAAGGAGUUCUGCUGCAAAGAUGGACAGCAUAUGAAAUGCUAGAAGAUUCUACUGUUGAUUAAGUGGGAUAGAAAAAUGAAUUAUAAGUUUGUGAACAGAGUGAAACGUUAGUGAACAUAGUAAAGACUGUAUUGAAAAGGAGAUAUAAAUAAUUAGUUUACUUGUGAGAUAAGUA